AAGUUCUUGGAACGCUUGACGCGCGGUUUAACGAGAAACGCCGUUUUCAUCCUCAAACUUCAAUCACAAACACCAGGAAGCAAUUACCGACAAUCACCAUAAUAAAACUUCCAAAUGAGUCAUUCAAAGACCAUUCCAGUGCUAGUUCAUUACUCACGAGACUGCUGUAUGCUUGAAUGACAAAGAAGAGGAGAUUGAUUCUGUGGGUUUCACAGAGCUGUGCUGCCGAUGGCGUCAGAGGCGCUAAACACGGGGGGAUUCUCAGAAAACCAAUUCUGAGAAGUCAGACGAAGUGAACAAGCCAAACCCUGCAGUGUUCCGCUUCUUGUUCAGUUUUAGGACUCUAGCUGAACAGAAACACCGCUCGUUUAUCAACACCAUGUCCGUGUUAUCUAACGUACUCGCGUAGUUUGUUGAAGUACUGUGACAGUCCUGACGCUGUGAACUGUUUGUCAUCGCUCAAGGAAGACUAGAUUAUUUUUGGAAGUCCGAGUAAAAACCUCAGGAACAAAGAAACUUUAAGGAAUCCGGACGAUAUCAAACAAGACGUCUUGAGAAUGAUUCUGUGCGUCCAAGGGCCAGCUCAUUUGCAAGACACCGCCGAUCCAAUGGUCCGGUUUCCGGUGGUGACCUUCUCCUCUCCUCGCUGCAUUCAUGCAACUGUUGCCUUAUGGGACCCCAGCAAAGAUUUCAGAUCUAUCUCCAAUAAUUUCUCCUAUCUGGAUGCAUCAGGUUGGUACUGGGGUGCCAUCUCUGCCAAUGAGGCCCACUCUGUCCUACAGGGGGCCUCGGAGGGAACUUUCCUGAUACGGGAUAGCAGCCACCCUCUUUAUAUGUUGACACUGUCAGUUAAAACUGGUCGCGGUCCCACGAACGUUCGCAUCGAGUACAGUCUGGGACGUUUCCGUCUGGACUCCAGUUCCCCGGCCAGAUCUCGUCUGCAGUCCUUCCCAAACAUCCCCAGCCUCGUGCAGCACUACGUGGGCUCCAGGAACAAAGUGGAGGAGGAAAAGACAGAGGAGUCUGAUCACGUAACAUCUCCGGUCCCCAAGGAAUGUGCGGUGUUGCUAAAACUCAAACGGCCGAUGCAUCGUCCUCAAGCCUUCCCUUCUUUGCAACAUCUCACUCGCCUGGUAAUCAACAAACACACCACUUGCACAGAGAGCCUGCCUCUACCAAGACUGUUACUGCAGUAUCUUCAGGAUUACCCUUUCCAGCUCUGACAUCGCCAUGGAAAUGCACACCACGGCCAGUCACGAGCUGGAUGCUGAUGUUUUGACGGCGGCAAGUUACAUGCACAGCCCUAAUCAGAGGUUUGGGUCAAAAACCAGUGUUAACCACUUGAAGAGUGACUCUUGUUUCUGGAGCAAGUUUUUGAUGGUCAGCAAGUCUAUCUUCAUCGAUAGAUAUACCCUAGUUGGACUGAUUCAAGCCAUGUCCAGAAAUUAACUCAUGAAGAAGCAAGCGACUCCACUUUUGUGUCAUACUGUUAAAAGUGUGAGAGGUUAAACCACAGGCUUGGGGUCUGACAUGAAUUGAAUGUUCAUGAAACUUUUGUACUGGUCACGUGACCCCCUUUAGCAACGGUUCAAAAUGAGAACACUGAUCUUGUCUGAAACUCUGAGCUCACGAGAAGUACAUGCGUAGCUUGGUCUUCAGCCCUCGAUAAAGGCGAGCUUAGUCACUGCGCUGCCUUGACUAGAAUUGUUUCUUUCCUUGAAAGUAAAAUGCAGUGAUUUUGGGUUUUUAUUUGGACUAUUUUAAUCGAGAAUUACAUCCCUUUUUUUUUUUUUUUUUUUUUAUAUGCCCACAAUGUGGAGUUUGUAUGUAUUUAUGGAUGAAUAAUCCUUCAUUUUCUAAUAAAAGUGACAAUCAAAUUUACUUUAUAAGGAUUUAUCCAGUAUUUUAUCAUUAAAUUGGUGUCUUUUGCUACUUCUGAGAAUAA
Molecule: messenger RNA, 1945 nt
Organism: Carassius carassius (crucian carp)
Lineage: Eukaryota; Metazoa; Chordata; Actinopteri; Cypriniformes; Cyprinidae
Product: cytokine-inducible SH2-containing protein-like
Exons: 3
Coding region: 558-1223 (221 amino acids)
Biological process (GO): intracellular signal transduction; phosphatidylinositol phosphate biosynthetic process
Cellular component (GO): phosphatidylinositol 3-kinase complex
Molecular function (GO): 1-phosphatidylinositol-3-kinase regulator activity
Source: RefSeq, a predicted model, not a curated record